Messenger RNA from Momordica charantia (bitter melon), 1519 nucleotides. Its product is annotated as mannan endo-1,4-beta-mannosidase 5-like. NCBI's taxonomy places the organism in Eukaryota, Viridiplantae, Streptophyta, Magnoliopsida, Cucurbitales, Cucurbitaceae. Gene Ontology annotation, biological process: polysaccharide catabolic process. The record is from RefSeq and is a predicted model, not a curated record. Gene Ontology annotation, molecular function: mannan endo-1,4-beta-mannosidase activity.
AUGAACCAAAAUUUUGUCACUCUCUCACUGAGGAAGCAAACAAAAUGAGGUGGUUGGUUUGGGGAGUGCUGUUGGUCCUCCUCGGUGGCCAUUCGUCUUCAUCGUCUCCGGCGCCGGCGCCGGCGGCCUUCGUCGGAAUCGGAGACGGCCAUUUUCAGUUGAACGGUUCUCCAUUUGUGUUCAAUGGAUUCAACUCUUAUUGGAUGAUGUCCGUCGGAGCUGACCCAAACCAACGCCGGAAAGUCUCCGAUGCCUUUCGCGACGCUGCCGCCGCCGGCCUUACCGUCUGCCGGACUUGGGCCUUCGCCGACGGCGGCUAUCACGCCCUCCAAAUCUCUCCCGGCGUUUACGAUGAAUCGGUUUUUCAGGCUCUUGAUUUUGUGAUAUGGGAGGCAAGAAAAUACGGAAUUUGGAUAAUAUUGAGUUUGGUGAAUAAUUACGGCGACUACGGCGGAAGGCCGCAGUACGUCCGGUGGGCCCGGGCUGCCGGCGCUCAAAUUCACAACGACGAUGACUUCUAUACAAAUCAACUCAUCAAGGGUUUCUACACGGGCCACGUCGAGAAAGUGUUGACAAGGAAGAACACAAUGAGCGGCUUAAGGUAUAUGGAUGAUCCCACGAUUAUGGGAUGGGAACUCAUGAACGAACCACGUUGUGAAGUUGAUUCCUCUGGCGCCACUGUUAAUAGAUGGGUGGAAGAAAUGGGAACUUAUGUGAAGUCAAUUGACAAAAAACAUUUGGUGGGCAUUGGAAUGGAAGGAUUCUAUGGAGAUUCAAACCCAAGUAGAAUCAAAUUCAACCCAAAUGGUUACAAAGUUGGCACUGAUUUUGUGACCAACAAUCUCAUCAAAGUUAUAGACUUUGCAACAAUACAUGCAUAUCCUGAUUCUUGGCUACCAGGACAGAGUGAGGCAACCAAAAUGGCAUUCUUGGAGGAGUGGAUGAAAAUUCACUGGUCAGACUCAAAGACAAUCUUAAAGAAGCCAUUGAUUUUUGCAGAAUUUGGAAAGUCAACCAAAAACCAAAACCAAAACCAGGCAUUCAGUGUAAGAGACAGAGAUUCAUUCCUCACUAAGGUUUAUUCAAACAUCUACAACCUUGCAAGAAAUGGGACAACCAUGGCUGGAGGUUUGGUCUGGCAAGUUAUGGCUGAAGGAAUGGAGUCAUACUACGAUGGAUACGAGAUCGUUCUUUCCCAGAAUCCUUUGACAACCGCCAUUAUAAUGCAACAAUCAAAAAACAUGGCUGCCCUUCAACAUUAACACUCAUCACCCCCUCAACACAACAAAAGAUAGUAAAAACUUGCUCAUACUGUAAUAAGAAACCAUGGACAUGUUGUGCAGAAAGGGCUGAUGUGAAAAAUGUCGUGAAUCUAAUGAUAAAUUUAGAGGAUGGUUUAUGGGUUCUCUAAGUAUUGGAAUGUAAUUACUUAUCUAAAAAGGAUAGUUUAGGUUGAAUCUAAAUCAACCCAAGCUUAUUAGUUGGAAAAUAAAAGUAUUUUGUUGUCAGUGGUAUAACC